GUGGAACAGAUCGUAGCGGAAACAACGUCAUUCAGAUCGCAGCAGAACCUAACAAAAUAGAGGAGUUCCUUGAAGUCAGUCAAUAGCUGAGAUCUCGAGUUACCAACACCUGCCCGGCUCAGUCAGGGUGUCUUCUAUACAAUAGGAAAACAAACAGACAUUAAGUGCUUUUCCCUGUGCUGCACGGCGAGAAUAUUGCCGUUCUGUCGAGACGAGAAACAUCGUCAUAGUUCGCGGCGUGUGUGUUUAACCCGUUAUGUCAAUACGUAGAGCUUCAGACCGCAUAUCUCCAAUAUAUAUAACAUUAGACUACCGAUUUCAAUAGCUCUUUUGGUUGUAAUUUCUUAAUUAAAUAUUGCGUGAUUUGCUCGAAAAAUACAAAGGAAAGAAUGGAUAGCGAAACUACUAGUGAAGAGAAGAUAAGUUAAGCUUCACAAAUGGAACAGGAAGACAGUACAUCUGCGUAUAAGUUCACUUCCGGUGUAAGAGAAGUGUCGCGACGUUGAUGCAAGCACCGAAAUAAUGUGUGAAAUAUUUUCAAUCAUUCGAAUGUUAUGUCUGUCUGUUACUAAGCUAAUAAGCAAGUGAAAUAGUUGUCUUCGAUACCCGACACCGUGAACUGAUUUAAAUGGCCGAGUUGAUCCGUCAGUAUAGCUGGACACGUUUUGGAUCCAUCAUCAACAACCUUCCAAAAAAAGGAAAUGGAGAGAUACAAUGGUGUUUUUCUCAGGUAAAAGGAACAUCAGAUGACGAUGUAACCGAAGCUGAUAUUGUAUCCUGUGUUGAAUUCAACCACAAUGGAGAGCUACUUGCUACUGGAGAUAAAGGAGGAAGAGUUGUUAUUUUCCAGCGAGAUUCGGAGUCCAAACAGGCAUUACCAAGAAGGGGUGAAUACAGUGUCUACAGUACUUUCCAAAGUCAUGAGGCAGAAUUUGACUACCUAAAAAGCCUAGAGAUAGAAGAGAAAAUUAACAAGAUAAGAUGGCUUAAACGCAAAAAUCCUUCUCAUUUCCUGCUUUCAACAAAUGACAAAACCAUUAAGUUGUGGAAGGUCUCUGAAAGAGACAAGACGAUUGACGGGUACAACCUGAAAGAUGAAAAUGGGCAGGUAAAAGACCCAUCUUUCAUUACUACAUUGCAUGUGCCAGUGGUAAAACCCAUGGAACUGAUGGUGGAAGCGAGCCCCAGGAGAAUAUACGGAAACGCCCAUUCGUACCAUAUUAAUUCCAUUUCAGUAAACAGUGACCAAGAAACUUACCUCUCAGCUGAUGACUUGAGAAUUAAUUUGUGGCAUUUAGAAAUAACAGACCAGAGCUUCAAUAUCGUUGAUAUUAAACCAACAAAUAUGGAAGAGUUAACUGAAGUCAUCACUUCAGCAGAAUUCCACCCAUCUCAGUGUCAUACAUUUGUGUACAGCAGUAGUAAAGGAACUGUAAGACUGUGUGAUAUGAGAUCAUCAGCACUUUGUGACCACCAUUCAAAAUGUAAGCAUAUUAAUUAA
This is a messenger RNA of Limulus polyphemus (Atlantic horseshoe crab), 1501 nucleotides long. Its product is annotated as protein phosphatase PP2A 55 kDa regulatory subunit-like. Gene Ontology annotation, biological process: peptidyl-serine dephosphorylation. Gene Ontology annotation, cellular component: cytosol; protein phosphatase type 2A complex. The coding region runs from base 629 to 1501 and encodes 290 amino acids. Gene Ontology annotation, molecular function: protein phosphatase regulator activity; protein binding. The transcript is spliced from 6 exons. NCBI's taxonomy places the organism in Eukaryota, Metazoa, Arthropoda, Merostomata, Xiphosura, Limulidae. The record is from RefSeq and is a predicted model, not a curated record.